AUGUUUAAAUCAUGGGAAGAUGAAGCAAAAAAAGUAUUUGGAGACAUAGACUUCUUAUACAACGAAAAUAUUGUCAACGAUACGAAAAAUGCGGCGAAACAAAACAAUUGUAAGCUGUGUAACAUAACUAGAAUCGAUGAAAAUUCGGACAGCACAUCUGAUGAUCUCGUUAUUGGGUUUUUAUUCAAUAGAUUUUACGUAAAUGUACUUACAUUUGUUAGAACAUUACGCUCUUCAAAUGGAAAAUGCGGAAUACUGUUUUUUUGUGAUAGAGAUUAUAUUGAACAUAUUAAUCCACGAGAAUUGGAAGAGUUGACAAAUUGCGGUGUCAGAUGGUUAGUUGCGCCAAAAAUUGAUACAAAUCUCAUUAAAGAACCAAAUUUGAUACGAAGAUUAAUUGAAUUUUUAUUCUUGAAACAAUACAAAGAUCAUUUUAAUCGAAUUUUAAUACUCGAUGUAGCUGAUAGUAUAUUCCAAAAAGAUCCUUUCUCAAAAAAUUUACCAAAAAACAAAUUGGUAUUUUCAAUUGAAAAAGUUCAAUUCAUGAAUCACGAUUGGGCCAUGAAUCGGAUGAAGAAAACAGAUUACAGGAAUUUCGAUCAACAUUUUUGGGAAUUUAAAUUUAUUAUCAAUGGAGGGUUAAUCUACGGUCCUAUAAAAGAUGUUUAUAACUUUUAUGUACAAAUGAUGCGCCCAUCCCUAGUUUUUCAACCUUUUUGUUGUGACCAGAGUAUUAUGGCGAUGACGUACUAUUACGGAUUGUAUACCAAUGUAUUUAUUGAUUACAAAUCAACAAAUUUCAUUUCUGCCGCAUAUUCGGCCUUUGAAGAAAUGCCUAGAAAAGAUACUUACAUUCAUGAGAUCCAAAGCAAGAAUGCGCCAGCAGUUAUACAUCAAUACGAUAGAAUAUGCCAGGUUUCAAGGUAUUUGAAGGACUAUUGUCCAGCUAUUGGCAGUUUUCAGACUCUUCCAUACGGAAGAGAGAAUUAUUUCAUGCAACUUUGCGGAAAUAAUUUCUCACGUAAUAACCCUCCAAUAUUCAGACCUCCAAACCUCCCUGUCUUUUAUAUUUCUAUUGCAAUUAUUACAUCAACUACUACUAUUGUACUAUUAUGUAUGUUUCAGCUUAUCCAAAGCGUUUUUAUGAAGCGCUUGAACAAGAAGAUCUUCCAUUCAGUUCAAAUUCCAAAUUAA
Trichomonas vaginalis G3 is the source of this 1194-nucleotide messenger RNA. RefSeq lists its product as uncharacterized. The transcript has a single exon. The coding region runs from base 1 to 1194 and encodes 397 amino acids. The record is from RefSeq and is a predicted model, not a curated record. Lineage: Eukaryota; Parabasalia; Trichomonadida; Trichomonadidae.